AUGGCCGGUCUCGCCUGCGCCUGCAUGCCGCUGCCGCUCGAGAGCACGGACGCCGUCGUCGUCUUCCUCAAGGUGCCGACGCUCCACAAGACGAAGACGCGGCUGAUCCCGCGCUUCGGCGCCGAGGGUGCUUACGCCAUCGCGCAGGCCCUCGCCGAGGACACGCUGCGGCGCCUCGGGUCGUCGCCGCUCCUCGACGACGCGCGGCGCGUGGCCUGCUUCGCGCCGGCGGACGGCGCGGACCGGCUCGAGCGGCUCGCGGCGCGCGCGGCCGUCGCCGGGCGCUUCGAGCUCUCGCCGAUGGCGCCGCGGGACCUCGCGAGCUCGGACCUCGGCGCGGCGCUGCGGGCCGAGUACGAGCGCGUCCGGGCCACGACGCCCGGCGCCGUCGUCAUCGUCGGCAUGGACGCGCCGGACCUGCCGCUGGACGUCGUCGCGGGCGCCGCGACGGCCGCGCGGCGCGGCGCGGCCGUCGUCCACGACGCCUCGGACGGCGGCUACGUGCUCCUGGCGCUGCCGCCCGGCGCGCCGGGCGACGUCUUCGACGGCGUCGAGUGGAGCACGGACCGCACGGCGGCCUCGCAGCGCGCGGCGCUCGAGGCGCGCGGCGUGCCGCUCGCGGCGCGCGCCGGGCCCCCGUGGCCCGACGUCGACGAGCCGGGCGACGUCGACGCCCUCUUCGCGCGCCUCAACCCGACGGCCUGCCCGAGCCUCGCCGCGGCGCGCGCGAAUCUAACCUAG
Molecule: messenger RNA, 741 nt
Organism: Aureococcus anophagefferens
Lineage: Eukaryota; Pelagophyceae; Pelagomonadales; Pelagomonadaceae
Exons: 1
Coding region: 1-741 (246 amino acids)
Source: RefSeq, a predicted model, not a curated record